Mus caroli (Ryukyu mouse) is the source of this 3389-nucleotide messenger RNA. RefSeq names its product HUWE1 associated protein modifying stress responses (gene Hapstr1). Lineage: Eukaryota; Metazoa; Chordata; Mammalia; Rodentia; Muridae. The record is from RefSeq and is a predicted model, not a curated record.
CCAGUCAGCAUGUGGGCGGGGGAGGGCGGGGCCCGGUCGCCGCAGAGGCGUCGACGCCGCCGCCGUAGACGACGUUCCUCAGUCUUCGAGGUGGGCUCGGCGGCGCAGGCCGGACAGGGAACGCCGGUUGGAGAGCGGCGGCGGUCGGACCGAGGCCGCGGGGCUGUGGGUGGGCGGUAAAGGGGUACGGGCGAGGCUAGGGCAGGGUGCGGCACCUCGGAGCGGGGUCGGUGGGCAGAGGUCUCGGGCUGUGCGGGGUGGGUGCCGGCUCCGCGGGCUUGCACAGAGGCCUGGGCCGGCUGCCGGGCCCCUCGUUCCCGGGCCUGUCGACGACGACGUUCCCGCGGGGACCGCGCUUAAGGAGGACGCGGCGGCGGCGGCCAGGCCGCGGGAGGCCGCGGAGGAUGGAGGAGCGGAAGGAGGAGGGCGAGGCGGAGAUCCAGGAGCACGGGCCCGAGCACUGGUUCUCCAAGUGGGAGCGGCAGUGCCUGGCCGAGGCCGAGCAGGACGAGCAAUUGUCUCCGGAGCUGCAGGAGGAGGCGGCGGCCGCCGCGCAGCCCGAGCACAAGCAGCAGAAGCUGUGGCAUCUCUUCCAGAACUCGGCCACGGCCGUGGCUCAGCUCUACAAAGACCGAGUGUGUCAGCAGCCAGGACUUUCUCUCUGGGUCCCCUUCCAAAACGCAGCCACCGCCGUCACCAACCUCUAUAAAGAAAGUGUGGAUACCCAUCAGCGAAGUUUUGAUAUUGGAAUUCAGAUUGGCUAUCAGCGACGCAAUAAGGAUGUGCUGGCCUGGGUAAAAAAGCGCAGAAGAACUAUUCGUAGAGAAGAUUUGAUCAGCUUCCUGUGUGGAAAGGUUCCACCACCACGAAACUCUAGAGCUCCCCCAAGACUGACUGUAGUGUCCCCUAACCGAGCUACUUCAACGGAAACUAGCUCAUCUGUAGAGACUGAUUUGCAACCCUUCCGGGAAGCCAUAGCUCUGCAUGGUCUUAGUGGUGCAAUGGCUAGUAUAAGCGUGCGCUCGAGUACCCCAGGCUCUCCUACACAUGUAAGCAGUGGACCGAAUGCUAGUCGAAGGAGAAAUGGACUCCAUGAUGUCGAUUUGAACACUUUCAUAACAGAAGAAAUGGCACUCCACUUGGACAAUGGUGGAACUAGAAAGCGUACCUCAGCCCAGUGUGGCGAUGUCAUUACAGACUCACCAACCCAUAAACGCAACAGAAUGCUCUAAACUGCAGACAUUUUCAUACCCACCAUGCUGCUUGAAAGCCACUCGAUCCUCAACAUAUACUAUUAUUGCAAAGGAAACAUGAGGCCAUCUUCCCUUGUUCACUGUUUAAGAAAAGUGAAUUCUCUAGUGGUUGCCAUAAAAGGAAGUUCUAGGUAUUUACAGUAGAUGCCUCCUGUAACUAUGGCUUUCUCAAACUAUAAUCCUAGCAGAGGACUUGAACUAUUGUAGUCAUUAGCAAGAUCAUCAUAGGCAAACAUAUAUCCGUUUCAAGGCGAAAAGUGACCUUAACUGUAUUUAUUCUCAAAGGGAAAGGAAAUAACAGAUGUUUAUUUGGUUAUAGAAUGCUUUCUUAUUUUUAUUUUUUGGUCCAUUUCCUGCUGUAUUGAGUAUUUUUACUUAAAACAGUAUUGCCAGGUUCCUACAAUUGUCUAAAACCUUGAUCUGGCUUGCAAGCCAGAUCUUCAGGCUUCCAUUUUUGCAGCCACACUGAACCACAUAUCUGGUUUCCAUAGUGAUAGUGUGUAAUUUCUGAUUAUCAGAUUAUGCCCAGUUUUCAGUUUUCAAAACAGUUUUCAAAACUCUGGUGAUUGUGAGACGUAAAGAGGUGCUAUGGUGGUCAUGCAAGUAAUACGUAAUAUGAAUCAAUACACAGAACUCUAUCGGAUUCACUUUGUGUGUGUUAGUGCUCUGAAAAUAGCAAUAUUAAACUGUCCCCAGAAUAACCCUGUAGGCUUCAACUCAGUUUUAAGACAAGUACUACUUCCUAUGCCGGGUACUUAACUUAUGGUUAAACACAGACUGCAUUCAAAGUGACCUGAAAAACAGGUCAUGAUCUUUGAGAGUGGGCUUCCUUUUUGGUUUGGUGGUAGUGAGAAGAAAUGGACGGUGGGAGUAGAUAUUUAUUGUUUAGGUUUUUGUUGUUGUUGUUUUUUGUUUUGUUUUGUUUUGUUUUGUUUUUUUGCAUUUUUAUGGAUGCCCUACUGUGUGUAGUUGUCAUAGUAGGUGGAAGAUGAUAAAUAUGUUUUAUCUGCUACUAAUGUGAAAGUAACUUAAAUAGCAAAACCCAGCUUUUCCUGUCCCUCCAUUUCUCUCAGAAAUGCAGUUUGGACUUUCCUUCUGGAAAUGAUGAGAUCGAAUGGAGGUUUUCUAGAUGUUAGGUAGACCCAAAUAAAAGCUCCCAGAGUCCUCUUUGGGUAAAUAUAAGACCUCUUGUAGCUACAACCUUUUAGAGCAUGUUUCAUCUGCAUUUUUACUACUUUGAACUGAAUGGUAGUCUUUUUUAGAAGACUGAUGUCAGCCUGCCAGGUACUGUAAUUCAUUCUAUCCUAUUAUAUUAUAUAUCAAGUAGCACAGUGAAAAAGGUUUCCUUGCAGACUUGCAGUUUCAGUUUCUUCUAUUUUUAUCCUUAAUAACCACUGCAAAUCAGUGUAAGGGUUUUUCUGGUAAUUACAGCACUUUGUUAAAAGUUUGCAAUUUUGUCAGCCAUUAAUAAUACCUCUCUGUGAAGAAACCUUACUAAGUUAACCAUUACUGGCUGAGUGGGAUGUGAAUGGAAUGUUAGAAAUGCCCUGUGAAUUGAAGUUCUGUAUUCAUUAUAGAUAUAGCCCUUAUUUAAAACAGUGAAGUCCAUAUUCAGACUAGGAAUGAAAGUAAGGUAUUUCUCAGUUUGUGCAAAAGUGGAGCUUUACUUUGUUUAUUUGAAAAGCAGGAAAAAUUAUAGCAAUCUGUCAUUUUACCUUAAAUGGACAAGCCUGGGCAUCACAAGUACUUCCAGGCUUCCCUGGGAUAUACUAAGACAUGGAGUUCAAAUUUGCUUUUCUGUGGUUGUGAGUAUAGAUGCUGGAAUUGGGGUUUGACGGUGUGAUGGCUGCUGACAAGAAGCCUGAACUCCCAUUCCUGAGGGACUUGAGACUGAGGACCACGUGUCAUCUCCCUCCAUGCGUGUUGUGUCUCCUCUGUCCAGGCUGACUAAGGAUGGUCUUGGUUGUUUGGUUUCAGUUGGUGCUCUGAAGCUGAAUCUCAGUGCCCUUUACUCACAGUUGUCAAAUUUUGAUAAAACGUGCCAUUUUCUUUGGUAAGAGAAAGCAGGUCUAAUGUCUGCCAGAACACAAUUUAUAUGCCGGAUUAUUGGCUCCAUUAAACUUUUUAAAACCUUUA